AUGACUGACGCAUCGUUUCCCCCUUCCGGUGGAGCUCCACGAGCAGCUGCUGCUCUCACUACCUCAACUACCACUGCCUCCACUACUGCCGCUACUACCACCACCACCUCCUCCUCCUCCACUCCUUCGACUUACAACUACUACUCCAACAUCCCCAGUAUCUCCUCCAUCCCCCGUCGGUCUUCUUACGCUUCAGUGCUGUCGGGGACCGCCGCUCUCUCCCCUCCCACCUUUAGCAAUCAUCCUUUCUCGCCCUUCUCCCCCUCCCUCUCCACCUCCACCGCCUCGUAUCCCCCGCCGCCGCCUUUCUCUCCCGACGCCCGCCUACUGAGGCCAUCCGCCGCCGUGGAUGCCGAGAUGCAAAUGAACUCCUCAUGGAGGUCGUCGCCCGGCGAUUCCCUUCCUCCUUACUCUCGGAAGUUUGCCAACCUCGCCCGCUUUGACCCUUGCUAUCACAACCCCGGUGCAUUCACCGACUCGCCCACACCCUCCUUCACCCCCUCAUAUCUCCAAAACUCCCGCUAUGUCUCCCGUCUCGAUGCCGCCCGUCGGGCAAAGCAUGCAGCCCAGCGCGAUGGCGCCAUUCCCUCCUCCACCUCGAAUAACCUCUCCACUUCCUCCAGCCAGGCUAGCUUGCCCCGGAUUGCACCUUCUCAUCGGGGCAUGACCUAUGAUAUCAUCGAAAGAGAACCCCCCAGCGAUGACGACCAUCUGCUACCCCUCCCCUCCCGAUGGAGCGACGACGAUAAAUUCACCGGCCUGGAGCUUGGAAACGGAGGGUUAGAAGUCCGAUACACUGGUCCGGUCAACAAGCAUGAACAUGAGGCUGCUGCCGUUCGGGCAGAUAAUCCCAUGCCCCCGCAGUGCGGGAUCUACUACUUUGAGAUCACCAUCUUAUCCAAACCCAAAGAGGGCAUGAUCGGAAUCGGAUUCUCGAGCAAGAAAGCCUCGGUAGAACGACUGCCCGGAUGGGAACAGGAAUCAUGGGCUUACCAUGGCGAUGAUGGGAAGUCCUUCUUCGGAGAAAGUCAGGGGCAAGGACGACAGUACGGCCCGACGUUUGGGGCUAAUGACACUGUGGGAUGUGGUGUGAAUUUCUCCACGGGAUGUGCUUUCUUCACCAAGAAUGGCGUGUUCUUAGGAAAUGCAUUCCGGGAACUACGAAACUUAAAGGUCUACCCGUCGGUGGGCAUGAAGAAGCAACCGCCCGUCCACUUGGUAGUGAACUUUGGGCAGCAGCCCUUCAUGUUUGAUAUCGAUGAUAUGGUCAAGAAAGAAAAGUCGUUGAUCCAUUCGGAGAUUGCUCUGACCAGCACGGCCAAUCUGCAACCCCCGUUGGAUGAAUCGGGCCUGCUGCAGGAGUUGGUGGCGCAGUUUCUUGCUCAUGACGGCUAUGUCGAGACCGCCCGCGCGUUUGCCGAAGAGGUAGCGGCAGAGUCGACGGCGUUGGAGAACGGUCGACAGGCACCUUUGAAGAAGUACGAGGUGGAGGAAGAUGUUGAAGCCAUCAACCGGCAGAAGAUCCGCGCGGCUAUCUUGGAAGGCGAUAUCGACAAGGCACUCAAGUAUACUAAUGCCUACUACGCGAACGUAUUGCAGACCUACCCGCAGAUCCACUUCAAGCUACGAUGCCGCAAAUUCCUGGAGAUGAUGCGUCGGUGCAACGAGUCGUCGCCGUCGCCCUCUAAGCGCGGCAAGUCGUCGAAUGGGCUGUCGGACAGCAGCGCAGUGUUUGACCAGGAGAUGGAGUUGGACGAGCAGCUACAGGAAGGCGAUGGCUACGAGGCGGACGGCAUGGACAUGGAGGAGACGGAGAGCACAGCGCGAUCGAACGAGCUACUCACGGAGGCGGUGCAGUACGGGCAGCAAUUGUUCCUGGACUAUCCACCAGAGGAGCGGGGUGGGGAUCGGAAGAUGCUGGAUGACAUCUUUUCCCUAGUGGCCUACCAAGACGCGCGACGGUCAGUGCAUGGCCACUACCUGGACCCUGCGGGACGAAUUGCCGUGGCGGAAGAGUUGAACUCGGCCAUUCUCGUGUCGCUGGGUAAAUCCUCAUCGGCCGCGCUGGAGCGACUUUACCAACAGACCGAAGUGCUGGUGAACGAGAUUAGCGAGGAGGGCGGCGCCGGGGCGUUUAUUAAUGUGCGUAAUGACUUGCUACUUUGA
Molecule: messenger RNA, 2166 nt
Organism: Aspergillus luchuensis
Lineage: Eukaryota; Fungi; Ascomycota; Eurotiomycetes; Eurotiales; Aspergillaceae
Product: putative Ran-binding protein (RanBP10)
Exons: 6
Coding region: 1-2166 (721 amino acids)
Biological process (GO): cell surface receptor signaling pathway; cytoskeleton organization
Cellular component (GO): cytoplasm
Molecular function (GO): protein binding
Source: RefSeq, a predicted model, not a curated record